UCAAUAUAUAUCAAGACUUUCGGUUGCUCUCACAACAUGAGCGACAGUGAGUACAUGGCAGGACAAUUGGCGGCGUUUGGGUACCAGCUGGUGGAGGUGCCAUCCGAGGCGGACCUGUGGAUCAUCAACACGUGCACGGUGAAGAACCCGUCUCAGUCAGCCAUGGACACACUCAUCCGCAAGGGCAGGGAGCUGAGCAAAAGACUCGUGCUUGCAGGCUGCGUGCCUCAGGGCGACAGUGGGGUGGCGGAGGGAGAGGGCGUGAGCGUGGUGGGGGUGCAGCAGAUCGACCGCGUGGUGGAGGUGGUGGAGGAGACGCUCAAGGGCAACACCGUCCGCCUCCUCUCCCGCAACCGCGCUCUCCCCACGCUAGACCUUCCCAAGUUCCAACCAACUGUAAGACCAAUCGACCGCGUGGUGGAGGUGGUGGAGGAGACGCUCAAGGGCAACACCAUCUGCCUUCUCUCCCGCAACCGCGCCCUUCCAGCACUUGACCUUCCCAAGGUGCGGCGCAACAAGUGGGUGGAGAUCGUGCCCAUCAGUGUGGGCUGCCUGGGUGCAUGCACCUACUGCAAGACGAAGCACGCCAGAGGCCACCUCGGCUCCUACCCUCUGCCUGUGCUGGUGGACAGGGUGCGAGCAGCAGUAGCAGAGGGCGUGAGGGAGAUCUGGCUGAGCAGCGAGGACACGGGCGCCUACGGCCGUGACAUCGGCAGCGACCUGCCCUCCCUCCUCUCCGCCCUCGUGGCCUCCCUUCCCCCCGACGGCCGCUGCAUGCUGCGAGUCGGCAUGACCAACCCGCCCUACAUUCUCGAACACCUGCCCGAGAUUGCGAAAAUCCUCAACCACGCCUGCGUUUACAAGUUUCUGCACCUGCCCGUGCAGUCGGGCAGCAACAGCGUGCUGGAGGGCAUGAAGAGGGAGUAUACAGUGGAGGAGUUUUGCCGCGUGGUGGACACGCUUAUGGCCCUCGUGCCUGGCCUGGAGAUUGCAACUGACAUCAUCUGUGGCUUCCCAGGAGAGACGGCAGCUGACUUUCAGCAGACAAUGGAUUUGAUUCGCAAGUACAAGUUCGCUCAAGUGCACAUCUCCCAGUUCUACCCCCGCCCAGCCUUUCCCAGGCACACCAGCAGCGCGCAUGCCCAAGGUGCCAUCAGGGGAGGUGAAGCAGCGCAGCAGAGCACUCACCGCCCUCAUAGAGUCCUUCACUCCCUACACGAACUUCGCUGCAUUGGAGUCAAUAAUCCACUCACAAGACCCUCUCUCUCCCAUUGCUGCCCCUUCACCCCACCACCUCCCACCCCCGUCCCCCUUCUACUGACCUUACCAGGCACGCCAGCAGCGCGCAUGCCGAAGGUGCCAUCAGGGGAGGUGAAGCAGCGCAGCAGAGCACUCACCGCCCUCAUAGAGUCAUUCACUCCCUACACGAACCUUCUUGGAACCACCCAGAGGGUCUGGAUCACCGAUGUUGCUGCAGAUAAGACGAAGCUUGUCGGCCACACAGAUAGCUACGUGCAGGUGCUUGUACCCCCUGAUGACGUGGUAUUGGAUAAGCUGCCAGGUGGCAAGCCACCAGAUGACACGUCAGCAGCCAGUGUGUCAUCAGAUGACGCCUUGGAUCAGGAUGAGAAAUCUCUGGGGCAAAUUGCAGCAGCCAAUGGGCGGGCGGCGAAAGCGAGUGAGCCGACCGGUGGUGGCAAGAGUGCGCUUUUAGGGUCGGACUUGUUUGUCCGCAUCACCACAGUCGGGCGGUGGUCUGUGAUUGGCGUGCCGGUGUCUUCUCCAGUGAAGUAUCCGCCUGUUGCUGCUGGAAGCCUAGAUAUUCUGAACAAGGCUCAGCAGAGCAAGGAGCAGCAGCAGGUUGAGACUGAAGAGCAGCCACCACUACCACCAUUGCUGCAGGAGCAGAAGUCGAAGGAGCAUCAGGAGGCAGUAAUGUGUGGAGCGUCAGAUGGGUGUUGUGGUGGAGGGAGCGAGGGAGCUUGCGCUUGCUCUGGUGAUACUCCUGCUGCGGCUUCUGCAGAAGAGGACAAGUGCUGCAACACGGGAAGCUCGUCCUGCAGUGGUGUUACAGCACCAGCUGUGGUAGGAGAAGUGCACUCCACAACUGCAGACGCCACAGGCGGGAGAGUUGCAGGAAAGGGGGGGGAGUUGGUUGAUAAUUUGUUGCUUGCUGUAAGGAUACUGCUUUCCCAGCGAGUGCUCUUCUAA
This is a messenger RNA of Closterium sp. Naga37s-1, 2211 nucleotides long. The record is from the annotation of a GenBank genome assembly. NCBI's taxonomy places the organism in Eukaryota, Viridiplantae, Streptophyta, Zygnematophyceae, Desmidiales, Closteriaceae.